Molecule: messenger RNA, 1792 nt
Organism: Arabidopsis lyrata subsp. lyrata
Lineage: Eukaryota; Viridiplantae; Streptophyta; Magnoliopsida; Brassicales; Brassicaceae
Exons: 8
Coding region: 143-1582 (479 amino acids)
Biological process (GO): mitotic spindle assembly; regulation of mitotic spindle organization; activation of protein kinase activity
Cellular component (GO): nuclear microtubule; mitotic spindle
Molecular function (GO): microtubule binding; protein kinase activator activity
Source: RefSeq, a predicted model, not a curated record
UACAUACAUAGUCGAGAGCUUCCUCACAAGUCGCAACGGUCAGAUUUUGCAACCCCCAAUUCCCUCCUCUGCCUCUCUCUUCUUCUUCUUCUUCCUCUUCGAGAAGACAAAACCCUAAUUUCUCACAUUAUUCUCAUCGUCAAUGGAAUCGACGAAUGCUAAACACGAGACUCUGGUGAUGGAACCGAUCAGUUUUCAAUCCAAGGAUCAAGAGAUUUCGAAAUUCUCCGAGAAUUCUAACCCUAACGUCGUCUCACACUCGACUCCACUCGCCAAAUCGUCUGCGCAGAAGAAUCCGAAAUCGAAGCCGGCGGUUUUCUCACCACGGAAUCGGAUCAGAGAGAGGAGGUUCGUGGUGGUGAAGAAGAAUUCAAGGAAGGAGAAGAAGGAUUCAGGGUCUGUGGAUUGCAAAUGUGGAGCUAAGACCAAUUCCAACAUGAAGAAAUGUGUUUGCAUUGCGUAUGAAACUCUACGGGCUUCACAGGAAGAGUUCUUCAACAAUCGAAGAGAAUCUGAAUCAGAAAUUGGAGAAUCCAGCCAGAAUUUGGAGGAUGGAGAUGAACAAGUCGAAAUUGGAGAUUCUGAUGAAAUUAGGGUUUCUUCGAUGAAGAGGAGAAGAGAAAAGGUAUUGGAAGAAGCGAGAAUGAGUCUACCUGAAUUUGGUAAAGUGAUGCAUCUUGUUAAAGCUUUUGAGAAGCUUACUUGCUUCCCACUUUCAAAGGUAACAUAUAAGGAGGAAGAAGAAGAUCAGAUUAAGAAACCUUUGAAAUGGGAAUUGCCUGGAAUGAGCCACCCUCCUAAGUGUCCAGAAACUGAGACUGAUCAAGUCACUUGGAGUUCUUCAUUUUCUCCAUCUGAUUUGGUCUUGACUGCUACAAAUCUGGGACUAGAACAACCUCAUGCCUCAGUUUCUUCAUCAUGGGACAAUAGUGUUUCAAGUCUGAACUCAAAUGGUGGCCGGAGGGGCAGAAGAAAUAGCUUGGAUUCCUCUGCUUCAAUGGGAUGUAGAAGAUCGAAGAAGAAGCAGAUCAAAGUCACUUCUCUGAAGCCAUUUAAACUCAGAACUGAGGAACGGGGAAGAAUGAAAGAAGAAGAGUUUGCAAAAAAGCUACACGAGAUGACGCUGGAGAAAGAAAAAAUGAGAAUCCCCAUAGCUCAAGGUCUUCCCUGGACAACUGAUGAACCUGAGAAUUUGGUUAAGCCUCAUGUGAAAGAUAUCACAAUACCAGUAGACUUGAAGCUCCAUUCAGACAUUCGAGCAGUAGAACGUGCAGAAUUUGAUUACCAGGUUGCUGAGAAAAUAAACCUAAUCGAGCAAUACAAAACAGAAAGAGAACGCCAACAAAAGCUAGCAGAAGAAGAAGAGAUACGAAGGCUGAGGAAAGAGUUGGUCCCUAAGGCACAACCAAUGCCUUACUUUGAUCGACCAUUCAUUCCCAAAAGGUCGAACAAGCACCCGACGAUACCUCGAGAUCCCAAGUUUAACAUACCGCAACGCAAGAAGAUAAGAUGCUGCAGUACAUCGUCUUGGAGUGACACUGGAUCUUACAUGAGCGACCUCUUGUACCAACAAGACCUCUAAAAAACCUUUGAAUUCAAUUUGCACAUUUCUUCAAUAAUCUUGUUCCUUGUCCAUAUCAUCUCUUCAUAAACAACAUCUUACCUUUUCCUUGAAGCAACCAAUUAGUUGCAACUUACAAGAUUUGGUUUCCUCGUACUUGUUCCAUCUUUGUAAUCAUGAAUCAUCACAAACAAAAAAAUGAAAAAAAGCAAGAUAUUUUCUGAUGAUUAA